Topomyia yanbarensis is the source of this 3314-nucleotide messenger RNA. RefSeq names its product RNA polymerase-associated protein Rtf1 (gene Rtf1). The record is from RefSeq and is a predicted model, not a curated record. Gene Ontology annotation, cellular component: Cdc73/Paf1 complex. Gene Ontology annotation, molecular function: RNA polymerase II C-terminal domain phosphoserine binding; DNA binding. The transcript has 5 exons. Bases 393 to 2732 code for a protein of 779 amino acids. NCBI's taxonomy places the organism in Eukaryota, Metazoa, Arthropoda, Insecta, Diptera, Culicidae.
ACUUUCGUUGUUUGUCAUUCUCGUUUCACUGCUCGAGGAAAGGCCACUAUCAGCUUGGAAAGAUUUUUGGUGGAAAUUUCUUCCGGAAUAUUCCUAUUUUCCGAAUUUUUCAUAUCCCCAGACAAACCGGAAGUGUUCUCCGGUGGUCCUGUGCGUGUUUGGUGGGUUUUAGUUGCUGCUGCUGGACGUACGAAUUUAGACGACUAAUGACGCUUGCCAUCUUUUUUUGGGAAACGCAAAACGCAGAAAAUCAAUUUUGAUGGUAAAAUUUGUGAUUUGUACGACUUUUUACAGUUACAUUUGGAAAUCACCGAAUUUAAGAAGCAUUAAGUGGUUCCGUGUAGGUUCAGUUUCAGUGCCAAGAAAAGCAUAAGUUUCGGGUCUAAAUCAAGAUGGUGAAAAGGAAGACCCAGCCGCUGAUCGAUUCGGAAAGCAGCAGUGACUCUGAAUCCGGAUCUGAUUUGGAUUCGGAACUUCUGUCGUUGGCUAAAAAGAAGAAAACUCGCCUGGCAUCCAAUUCACCCGAAAAAUCAUCUGAAUCAGAUUCGGAGAAUGAUUCCGAGUCAGAAUCAGCACCGCAGCGUAAGAAGCGCAACGCAAAGCCAUCUUCGUCUUCGGAAUCUGAGCCCGAAGAGGGAGAAGCGGAGUCGGAACCAGAGGAUGAGGACCCAAAGAAACAAGUGUCUGCGGUCCGCGGUGGUCAGAAGCGUAAGCCAUCCGAUGAGGAAGAAGAGGCAGAAAAAUCGGAACUGGAAGAGGGCCAACUUUCCUCCGACGACGAGUCCCGAUCAGGUUCUGGUGACGACAGUGAUGACGAAAGCGGAAGCAGCAGUAGCAGCGGAGAGUCUGAAUUCGAUGACGGGUACGACGAUAAUCUGAUGGGAGAUGAUGCCGAUCGGGCAAGAUUGAAUGGCCUAUCGGAAAAGGAACGGGAGACUGAAAUUUUCAAGCGUAUCGAAAGACGUGAUGUCAUGAAGACUCGUUGGGAAAUCGAACGAAAGCUGAAGCUGGCCAAAAAAGCGGAGCGGGCAAAGGACAAGGAGUCGCAGCCGCCGAAAAAGAAAAAGAAGAAGGACAGAAAGAAGAAGUUGGCCGAACAAAAAGAGCACGAGGAGAAGAAGAAAGUUAAGGUACCUACGCCAGAGCCCGAAGUUGUCCCCGCUCCAGUGCAACAACAAGAAAAAAUAGCUCCUGAACCGGAAGCAGGCGAGGAAAGUCCAAUCUCGUCACCAGACAAAUCCAGAGAAAUGGAUGACGCUUCGGGGGCUUCCGAUUACUUUGAUCCAAAAGAACGAUCGAAGGAACGCAAGAAGAACGUGGAAGCGAAUCGGACUGAUGAUAAGCGAAGCAAUGCCAUGGCGAUGCUGAAAGCAAAACGUGAAGGUAAAGCCAAACGAGAGGAGGAAGAGGCAAAACGGGAAGCUCAACGCAAGGCAGACACUGAGGACAAAGAUGAACUGGACGAUGUUCCCGGAGGGAAGUCAUCACAGAAGCUGAAAGCUUCCGAUAUCUACUCGGAUGAUUCCGGUAGUGAGAGUGAAGAGGAAAAGAAAUCCACUGGUCGUCAAUCCCGAUCUGGAUCCAGCAGUGGGAGCGCAAGCGAUAGUCGUUCCUCAUCGGAUAGUGAAACCGAAGGUGACGCAAAAGGGGAAAAGAAGAGUACUUCCAGCUCUAGUUCCAGUAAAAAACCAACCGCCAUCAGUACUCGCGAUGAACUGAAUAAACUAAGAAUCUCGCGUCAUAAAAUCGAGCGCUUUCUCCCCUUGCCCAUGUUUGAUCAGGUCGUGCUGAACUGUUUCGUUCGGAUCAACAUCGGCAAUAACAAUGGUAGACCGGUCUAUCGGGUGGCGGAAAUCGUUGGGGUCGUCGAGACGGCCAAAAUCUAUCACCUCGGCAAGGGUCGUACUAACAAGGGUUUCCGGCUGAAGCAUGGCAGCCAGGAGCGCGUCUUCCGGUUAGAGUUUAUCUCCAAUCAGGACUUUACGGACAGCGAAUAUCAAAAAUGGCUCAGUGUAUGUGAGGCGACCGGAACGCCAUUACCGCAGGCGGAAAUGAUCGAUAAAAAGCAGAGGGAAAUCAAGGACGCGGUAACGUAUGAGUUCAAGGAUGCGGAUAUCGAUAAGAUUAUCGAGGAGAAGAACCGCUUCCGACCUCAUCCUACGAAUUAUGCAAUGAAGAAAACUCUGCUGAUGAAGGAACGAGAUGCAGCCCAGUUGCGCGGCGAGGACGAACUGGCACGGGACCUGAACAUCCAAAUUCAGGAAUUAGAGGAGCGUGCCAGCACACUAGACAAGAAACGCAGCAGCAGUAUUAGUUUAAUCUCUUACAUUAAUGAUCGCAAUCGAAAACGUAAUGUGGAGGAUGCUGAGAAGGCCAUCAUGGAAGAGGUUCGUGCUUCCCGGGGCAUCAAGAUCGAGGAUCCAUUUACGCGUCGCCAGACGCAGCCUAGGAUGUCGUUCAAAGCUUCGGACAAGCGGGACGAAACCCCGUCCAUUCAAAUGCCUGCUCCACCACCACCCGGUCAAAAGAAGAAACCAGAUGAAAAGAAGGCUUCUUCGAGUGCGGACAACAACCUUUACUCGUUGCAUGAUUUCGAGAUCGAUUUGGAUGUUCCUUUACCAAUCAGUUCGGUUAAUGUUCUUCCGAAACCGGUGGAGAAACAGGUUAAGGAGACAGGUCCGAAGCGCUCGCUCAAUCUGGAAGACUACAAGAAAAAGCGGGGAUUAAUAUAAAAAGGCUUGUUGCGCCGUUUGCAAUUACUAGUAAACAUGUAGCUGUAUUUAGCAACCGAAGGAAGUGCUAUAUUAGAACGCUUGCUGGAAAGCAACUACAUUCACACUCAAACAAACACACACACAUGGCAGUAUCCUGAGCUAUUUAGGUUAAAUUGUAUGUAGAAUUCAUCUGGGUAACAAUAUCAAUUGUCCGUUGUUUUAAAUGAAACUGGAAGCUCGUUCGGUUGUGUGUGUAUAUUUUGAUUUUGCCUUCCAACAAAAAUAUCCUAGCUUCAGUUGGAUUUUGUUCUGUUAGCAAUUAUUGAAUACCUAUGCUCAUUUUCAAUUACCACAUGACGAAAAUUAGAAUUGAGUGAACAAAACUGUAAUAGUAAUGGUAAUCCAAGCGCAUAAGUAUACUUAGACCGUCUUCUAAUUUAAUUUAUUUGUAUCAUCCUUUUUUUACGAUGCCGAUGAUUAUAGUUAUGUAGGGUAAUCAAAUUAAUACUGCAAACCGUUGUGAGCGCAUUAUAAGAAAGCUUCUUACUGAAUGAUCAAAUAAAACACGUGAAUUGUUACAAUUCAAAUUGGGUGUCUCGA